This is a messenger RNA of Prunus mume (Japanese apricot), 704 nucleotides long. RefSeq lists its product as uncharacterized. The record is from RefSeq and is a predicted model, not a curated record. Lineage: Eukaryota; Viridiplantae; Streptophyta; Magnoliopsida; Rosales; Rosaceae.
UGCAAAUUGGAAGGCCAACAAAACCACAUCUCAGUUUCUCACAACCUACUUUCUAUCAAUACACACAAAAUCAAACAAUGUCGAAGAAGCCUGAUUCAAAGCCUGCGUAUGGUUACUGUGGCUACCUAGAAGUGAUGCCUUUGAGCAAGGGAUCAUCUUCUUCACAGCUCAACGAGUCUGCAGAACUUCAGAUCAAAGAUCGAUAUUCGUGUAAGGAUGCAUAUGGUGGAGGAGGUUCAAGCAGCUUUACUGGGAGCUACAAGGCUGGGGAGUUUGUGGACAAGAGCACUGGUGGCUUGGGCUACAAGCAGGAGGCAAACUACACCUCCACUGACAAGUAUGUGGACAAGGAGCUAGGGUUUACCACUGAGUACCAGACCCAGGUGAAGUUCAAGAAGUCUGUUUACCCUAACAAGACCCAAGUGAAGUUCAAGAAGUCUGCUUCUCCUUGUAAGAGUGGAACCAAGUCCUACAACAAUCGCGUUGACUAUUAUUAAUUAUGUUUAGAUGUUCACUGUGAUUUCUUGGUAUUUUGAAAUUGUAAUGAACUUAGUUAUGUGUCUGUCCAAGCUUGUUUAUGUUUACUUGGAUGAAUCUCCUGCCAUCCGCUGUCAAUGUGAAUGAAGUAGCUCUCUCUUUCUUAUGUAAUGAACUUGUUAGUAUGUCUAGCUUGUUUAUUUAUAUAUAAACGUGUGUUUCUGUGU